ACUCUAGCCACCCAAGAGACGUCGAAAAUCUUGUAGGGCCUUGCGGGAUCCGUAGCGGAUUCGGAAGGGGCCGGAGCCUGAGCAGAAAGGGCGGGGCUUCAGGGCGCCUAAGGAAGUAACAUCCGGGGUCCUCACCACUGGGGCGGGAGCGGAGCAAGGGGGAGGGGUUCGUUCCCGGGAGCGGAACCCGGAAGGCCCAGCGACUCUGGAGUUGGAGUUGUCCUAGCCUGUCAGGCCGCCUUUCGUCGUUUCCCAGCCCUGCGCAAGGAUUCUGCUGGCAGCUCUGCGGCUCCAAAGGGUGGGCCGCCGGGCAAAGGUUUCCUGAAAGACAGGAAGAAUGGAGGAAUCUGUAAACCAAAUGCAGCCACUGAAUGAAAAGCAAAUAGUCAAUUCUGAAGGUGGACAUGUAUGGCAAGUCACUGACAUGAAUCGACUCCAUCGGUUCUUAUGUUUUGGUUCUGAAGGUGGUACUUACUAUAUCAAAGAACAGAAGCUGGGCCUGGAAAAUGCCGAAGCUUUAAUUAGAUUGAUUGAAGAUGGUAGAGGGUAUGAAGUGAUACAGGAAAUCAAGUCAUUUAGUCAAGAAGGCAGAACCGCAAAGCAAGAGCCUUUGCUCUUUGCACUUGCCAUUUGUUCCCAGUGUUCUGACAUAAACACCAAACAAGCAGCAUUUAAAGCUGUUUCUGAAGUUUGUCGUAUUCCUACGCAUCUCUUUACUUUUAUCCAGUUUAAGAAAGACCUGAAGGAAAGCAUGAAAUGUGGUAUGUGGGGUCGUGCUCUCCGGAAGGCUGUUGCUGACUGGUACAAUGAAAAGGGUGGCAUGGCCCUUGCUUUGGCAGUUACAAAAUACAAACAAAGAAAUGGCUGGUCUCACAAAGACCUGUUAAGACUGUCACAUCUUAAACCUUCCAAUGAAGGACUUGCCAUUGUCACCAAAUAUAUUACAAAGGGCUGGAAAGAGGUUCAUGAGUUAUAUAAAGAAAAAGCACUUCCUGUGGAGACUGAAAAAUUACUAAAAUAUCUGGAAGCUGUAGAAAAAGUGAAACGCACGAAAGAUGAACUGGAAGUCAUUCAUCUAAUAGAAGAACAUAGACUAGUUAGGGAGCAUCUUCUAACAAAUCACUUAAAAUCUAAAGAGGUGUGGAGGGCUUUAUUACAAGAAAUGCCUCUAACUGCAUUACUAAGGAAUCUAGGAAAAAUGACUGCUAAUUCAGUACUUGAACCAGGAAAUUCAGAAGUAUCUUUAGUAUGUGAAAAACUAUGUAAUGAAAAACUGUUAAAAAAGGCUCGUAUACAUCCAUUUCAUGUCCUAAUUGCAUUAGAAACUUACAGAAUAGGUCAUGGACUCAGAGGAAAACUGAAGUGGUGCCCUUGUGAAGAGAUCUUGAAAGCAUUGGAUGCUGCUUUUUAUAAAACAUUUAAGACAGUUGAGCCAACUGGAAAACGUUUCUUGCUGGCUAUUGAUGUCAGUGCUUCAAUGAACCAAAGAGUUUUGGGUAGUAUACUAAAUGCUAGCACAGUUGCUGCAGCAAUGUGCAUGGUCGUCACACGAACAGAAAAAGAUUCUUACGUGGUUGCUUUUUCAGAUGAAAUGGUACCAUGUCCUGUGACUAAAGAUAUGACCUUACAACAAGUUUUAAUGGCUAUGAGUCAGAUCCCAGCUGGUGGAACUGAUUGCUCUCUUCCAAUGAUCUGGGCUCAAAAGACGAACACAGCUGCUGAUGUCUUUAUUGUAUUCACUGAUAAUGAGACUUUUGCAGGAAAUGUCCAUCCUUCUGUUGCUCUGAGGGAUUAUAGAAAGAAAGUGGAUAUUCCAGCUAAACUGAUUGUUUGUGGAAUGACAUCAAAUGGUUUUACUAUUGCAGACCCAGAUGAUAGAGGCAUGUUGGAUAUGUGUGGCUUUGAUACUGGAGCUCUGGAUGUAAUUCGAAAUUUCACAUUAGAUGUAAUCUAACCAUAAGCACCGGAAUGAUAUAAAAGAGGUCAGUUGCCAUCAGUGAUCUCACUAAAAUUACACAGCUACUUCCCACCUAAUCUCAAUCCAGUGAAAGAUGGUGGUAUAGUAUGUACGUAAUGGAAGUUACUUUAUAAAAAACAGUGGAAAGAAGGAAGAAAAAUAAGAUGAACCCAAAGUUCUGUCUACGAAUCUAACUUUUGGGAAAUAACUUCAAGAUACUGUAGCUUCCUCUAUCUUAAUAGAGAACUUUGUUUUAGUACAGUGUACAGUUGCUCUGGUGAAUAAUACAUUUGUACUGAAAAAAGGUGAGAUCCAAAAGUAUGAGUAGUUCUUUAUCAUGUUACUUAUUGGAAAAGUAUUGUUUUUUAAUGUUUUCAUUGGAAAAGGACAGCUUUGAUAAUAUUCAAAUACUCUGAAAUGCACUAGACCAUGUAACUGUGAUGGAAUAUAAAAUUCAUGUGUAAACUUUUGUACCAAGAGGAUAAAACACUAAGAUACUUGAUUAAAUUACGAGUUUUACAAAUUCCUUUCAGAGUUUUCUAAGACCGUUUAAAUAACAGCUUUCUUAUUCAAUGAAAAAGAUACUUUGUUAUUUUUUAUUUGUACUUGUAGAAUCUGUCACCAUUAAACACAAACAAAAUGCAGACUCCUAGAGGAGGCUGUAAAGUUUGUGUUGGCUGAGGAGUUAUAUUUGGUUUGAUUUGUUUUGCUUUAUUGUGUUUUAUUGGCAUGAGUAAGGGUGUUACUUGACAAUGAUUUCCUGAGUUAACGACAUAGUCAAACUAUGUGUAGUCAAACUUUUUUUAUUAGAAAGAAAAUAUUUCAAUAAUUUAAGUCCACCAAUUUCAGCUAUUACUAGAUUAGCCUGUUCCUUGCACCUAAAAUAAGAAUUAAUUAUUUUCAUCUUUUUUUAAUCAAAUUAUAAUCAUGUCACUGGUCUCUUGUGACUGUGCAUUUAUUUUAUAGCAAAACAUUCAUUUUUGAUAAGGUAAAAUAAAGGAAGCUGGGUCCUUCAGGUUUGAAAGGUAGUUCUUAAAUAGCAUAUACCAACUAACCAAUCUUUAGGAAAUUAUUUUUAUACUUUGUAUAUUAAACUUCUUUUCCAUUACACUAACAUGUAUUAUUUUAUUGAUCAACAAUUGUUUUCAUUGGGAAGUUUAACAUUAAAGCAAUUUGUUGAAAUGUUAGUAUCUUUUCUCAUAAUUUUAUAAUUAUAGUCUAAGCUUACAUUCCAUUUUUAGGUUAGCUAACUUCCAUUUUUAUGCAUUUUUAAGAUAUUAAUUCAAGGUAUAUUGAGGGUUUAAUAAAACCCUUCUCACUUUUACAUGAAAAGUUAGACACUAGUAAAUGUAAACUGUAGUGUUAUGUAUGCUUAGGGUUAGAGAUUUUGUGGGCGAGUCCAUAGUGUGAGGAUUUGUGUACAUAUUUUCUAAUAUUUUAUGGGAAAUUUUGGUGUUGGUAAUAAAAUAUCUUCAAAUGUAUUUGACAUAUUAAUGAUAGAUUGAUAUGUAGCCAUUCUUUCAGAGCAGUGGGUAACAGUUUUUAAGUGUUAUAUAAGUGAGUUGUUUAGUCAUCAAAGCUAGUAACCAUGCCCCACUCUGAAUAUGCAGUCUGUGAUACUACUUUGGUUUUAGCCCUCUGUCUAGCGUGGCAUUUAACAUCUUAGCUUUUUUGUUGUUGUUGUUCUGGGAGACUGAUUCCAGGGAGCGCUGGGAAAUAUCCCCAUCGCCAGUCUUUUGGGUUGUUUUGUUUUGUUUUGUUGUACUUUUUGGUGGAGGAGAGUUUUUUUAAAUCUUGAGACGAUCUCACUAAAUUGCCCAGUAUGGCUUCGAAAUUUAGAUCCUCUAGCCUUAUCUAGUUUUGUUAUAUUAAAAUAUUAUGCUUAGAUUUAAAGAACCUAAAAAUUAUGUAAGAGCUGUCAAAUUAUUUAAACCCAAGAUCUGAGAUUUUAAAAUGAAACAUUUUUUAUUCAUGAUAAAAAUGUUAAGUAGAAUAUAAAGUUUAUUUCAUAAAUUCUGUACUAUUUUCAUGGUGUUUUUAGACAAAGUCUAAGAGCCAAUAUUAAAACAUGAAGAACAGAGGUGGCUUUUGAAAUAUUUAUGUCUAACUGAACGGAUUAGGGUGAGAUUUAAGACACAAAAAACCACCAUCACAAGAAGUAAUUUUGUUUUCAAAGCAGAAAAAUUAAGAGCUUCAAGAAAACCUUAGAAACUUUAAACAAAUAGUAUUUUAAUUCUUGUUAUAGAGUGCCACUCUGAUUCUGGAUGGCUAGGACCUAGAAAUCUUACGUUUCUUCAUUCCAGUUUUCAUUUCCCCACAGUGUGAGAACAUAAUGAUUCGGAUGAGUAGGAGAUAUAACAGAAUUAUUCAAAACUUGUAUCUUAGGUAGUAAGGAGAAAAGUUACACAUCAUUGCUUUCAUAACAGAAAAGGCUUGUCAGUGUGUAUAAUUUUUAACUUCAUGGUAAUUCUCAAGCACAAUAAAUGUUUAAAAACCUAUGUUACUAUAUAACAGUCCUAUAGAAUAAAUGACUUUACCUCAUUUUGAAUAGAAUAUACUCAUUAUAAAUAAGUUUUAUUUUCUCAUUUACUUUUAAGAUUACUGUUACAUUAAUAUUUUGGAAAAUACUGUUUUUAAAUACAGUUGUAAGAAAAAGUUUAUUUCCUAGAUAAUACCUAUGUAAAUAUUUCUAGGAUAUAACUACUGAAACAACAAAUAUUACCCUUUCUUAUUAGUUGAAAUUCUUUAAAUUCCAUUUACUAAAAUCAUUUCAUUAUUUAAUUAGGUAACUUUAAUGAAAAAGUUAAGUGAGGGUGUUUGCUAACAAAUAGUGCAUAGUAUUCCUUUAGAACCUCUUUUGCUUUUUCUAACUUGCUGUGUGAUUGUACACAAUCAAUUUAACAUAGGUAAUUCAGUUUUAUGGUCUUCAAAGAGUAAUUAAUACUUGGAUUAGAGAAGAAUCAGUGGUUUAGUAUUUAAAAACAAACUGGGAAGAAGGCUUGCAAUACAAGUUAGGUUUCUUUAAUUAAAAAGUCUUGUUAAUAGGAUGAGUUUUAAAAGAUUAACAUAGUUUUAGAAAAACUGCUCAGUAGGCUCAAUUUUUUAAAACACUCCUGUGCACUGUGCUAAAAUGUAGAAAAGUUUUACAAAAUAUUAAGUUAUUACUUUUAUAAAGAAACAUCCUAAGAGUUUCAUGGACUUACAAAAAUUAAUAGUCUCAUACUCUAAAGGAGAAGAUGCUGUUAACAUCCUUUGUUUGGUUUUAGAUUGUUUGUAGUAGUAAGUAUUGAACCCAAGGCUUUCUGUAUGAGCUACAUCUUUUCAACUUUUUUCAUUUAUUUAUUUUUUUAAAGAGGAAAAGGUUUAUUUUGAUUCACAGUUCCAAAGGGUGUUUUGGGGGUUUUUGUUUGGUUUGGUUUUGUCUGUUCUCUGAGACAGACUUGUUGAGUUACCUAGGCUGGGCAGGAUCCUGACUUAGUUUGCCAGAGUGUUGGGGUUGUGGUGUUUUAAAAUUUUGAAUAACAAAGUUGACAAAUGAUAAAAUACCUUUAUUCUGGGUUCCUAUUUUUUAGAUUUUACAAAAUCAGCAUGGAAUUAUUUUAGAAAGACAGGGCAGAAUUCUGAAUUAAGUUUGACAGUCUGAUAGUUAAGAAACAUCUCUAGAAGCACAGUAAAGCUACAUUUAAAAAUUAAAAAGACCGAAACAUUGUAAUCUUUUCUUAAAUUUAAUUGGACCUAAACAGUUCUGGCACAAAUUUGUUGGCAAGUGGUGGUCUGGGACUAAUCAGAAACAAAAAGUUUUAAUCUGAUUACCACAGGUUUGGAAUGAUUUCUUAAGUUUCAGAGAAUGUCAUACGGACUCCAUAUAAUCACCUACAUGAAGAAAAAAAAGUCAAAUGAUAGGUUAAGCCAUGAAAUUAUUACUGUAUGGAUUUUCUUUGCUGCUGAGUAGCUGUUUCAUAUCUAUUUCACAUAAGAUUAUUUUAAACAUAAUACUGAUGUACCUGAGUAAUAAAAUGACAAAAUCACUCAUACAGGUUUGGGGUGAAUCUCCUGCAAGAUUCCUUUUCUGUUUCAUACAAAUUUAAGAUCCUAUUUUAAAUUAAUAAUGGGCAGAUCUCUUAAAACAGUUAGAUGUAUUCUCUCUCCUAAAUCAAGUUAUACUAUACACCUUUCAUAUUAAAUAUUUCUAAAAUUUUGUGGUCCCUGGUAAGAUCAGUUGAUUCAGCCUUUGCAAUUGAGAGAUAUACCCACCUCCACUGAAAAAAGUAUUGUUGUAUAAGCACUAAUAGAAACAUAGCCACUUAAGAAAACAGCAUGAAACAAGCACCUAUUUCCAUAAAGACUACUAUCAAAAUCUUUAACACUUCACAGAGUAUAUAUCCCCCUGACACAGCUUAUAGCAUUAAAGAAAAGCCUUAUAAAUGACUUGUACUGACAUUUAAUAUUUUCAGUUGGUAAAUGUUUUAUUUGCUUUUUGAAAAAAUUAAGGCCAGGGAUUUAGCCUACCAACACAAGUGCCUGCCUGGCAAGUCUAAGGUUGUGAGUUCAAUCUCUGGUACCAAAAAAAUUAAAAAUUAAUUCUAAUAUUUUACUGUAGAAAGUGGAUAACGGGAAAGCAUACUAUGUUGAAAAGUGGGGCUGGGGAUUUAGUUAAGCGGCUUAAGCGCCUGCCUUGCAAGCACGCGGUCAUGAGUUCGAUCCCGGGUACCAAUUUAAAAAAAAGUAAAUCUGUGGGACCCUGAGCUAUAUAUUGAAAAGUGGUAGAAAGGAAAAUACAUUUUAAAAUGUCAUUACUGAAACUAAGGUGAUUAUUUACAGUAAGAAUGAAUUUGUAAAUACAAUGAAGUUACGCAGAAGUUAUUUCUGAUCCUAAAGAGAUUUUUUUUUUUAAUCCUCUUAGCUAUUUUACUUAGUCCUGUAUGGAUCAUAUUAACUUUACGAAUACAACAAGUGAAAUGUAAUUUUAAAGUAGACUUACUUCUCUGUACUUUUUACAAUUUACCAGAAUCUAUUCAAACAAAGCAAACAAUAAGCUGUGUUUCUGUUUUCACUGUUUAAACGUGGAUUGUUUAAAGUAAUGAAGUUCAAUACUUUUUAUAGAUUAUAUACAUAUAUGUGUGCAUAUAAUCACCAACUGUUAGCACAAUACUGUACGAAUACAAACAUACUGAAAUUUGUUUAAAUUAACCAUUAGGUUUUAUUUGCAGUGUAAAUCGUUUAGGAUCCCUAUACAGUAUAAUCAAAUUAAAUUUAAAACAUAAAUUAACCCAUAGCAGCAAAGAAAAACUUUGAUGCACUGUUACUCUUAAGUAUAAACUGUAUACUUGGUGUGAUGUGACUAGAUGUAAGUUUUAUAAUAUACUUGAGGGGUUUUUUUUUUAUUAUUGCUAGAUUCUGAUGAAGAAAUUUUCAAGAGAUGAUAUACAUAAAAUCAUCUUUAAAAACAAUUGUGAAGAGAGUAUUACAAUCUAGUUCUAAACUGUCAAUUUACUUUCUAUGAAGGCUUUGCCUUCCAUCAUUGACCAUUGGAUAUUUAAAUUAUUUAGACUAAUGCCUGCAUAGAAUUAAUUUAAGUAUGUCACAGCCUUAAUGUGAAUAAAAUAACCUUUUGACUGCCUUAAAAUAUGACUAUCUCUCUUCUGUAGGCAUACUAAUUACUUUCUUUGGGGUCUGUUUAUUAAGCAAUGCCUUAAUAUAAAUGUCCCAGUGUUUUUGAAGUAUAGAAAUCAAAGGGUCUUUUAGAGCUUUUAUUUUUCCAUAAUGAAUGGAAAUUUAACUGUUAAGUUUAAAACCUGAUUGUACAUUAGUAAUUUAAACACUUAUUACUAGGAUAACAUGGGUAUAAUCAUGUAUCGUGCAUACAUGGCUGUUAACAUCAAUAAACUGUUGAAUGUUUCUUGUGUUAUAUAAGCAAUUAUCCAAGAAGCUGGACUCCAUAACAUGACCUCCAAGGACAAAGUUGCAUAUCUGACACUAUGAAUGAAAAAUACAGUUGUACAGUUUUUAAAAUGAUUUAAAUUUUAAGGAAAUUUUUGAGACAAAAGGCAAAAAGUUUGUUUCAAGCCUACAGAAAAUGCAAAGAAAUGAAUAUAUAAUAUUUAAACAUCAAGACUAUUGCAAUAAAAAGAAUCCAGAUCAGUGGUUUUAAUUACAUUCACAUUUCUGCAUUCACUUUGACUUUUCAAAGCAGGAAUAUUUUAUAAAACUGGAUGAACACUUUUAAUUGUCGAGCUGAUGCUUAAAAGUACAUAAAAUGUGUUGCUUAACAAGUUUAUUUCAUUUCCAGGGAAAGGAUUCUGAAAGGGGGAGGGAAGGGGAAACAAGGAGUUUCUAAGAUUGUUCAUUACUGCUUUGGCAAGUCUUCCAAGUUUUCAAUGUAAAUACACACCUGUAGUUAAAAAAAUAAUAUACCUAACAAUGGCAAUUUGGUGUUUCCUGAUUUGGAAUAGAUAAGUAGACUAAUUAUAUUUAUUUCAGAUAAAAAUUUUCAUCAUUAUGUGCAGUCAUAAUUUUUUCUCCCUUUACAACUUUGCAAAAUACCCUACCAAAUGUAGGUUGAUUAACAUUUACCUGAAAUGCUUAGAAUCAGAAGGGUUUUUCAAAUUGUGGAGUAUCUGAAUAUGCAUAGUAAGAUAUCUUAGAUAUGUUUCAUAUACACCUUGUACAAAGAGACUGAAGGUAAUUUUAUAUAAAAGUUUUAGUGUGCCUGCAUUUUGAUUGUGAUCACAUGCGGUCAGGUAUGUAAUUUUCCACUUGUGGCAUAUUAUUGGCACUCAAAAAGUUUCCAUUUCUGCAGCACUUCAGGUUUUGGAAUUAGGGAUGCUUGGCCUGUGAAUCAUUUCAGACAUGGAAUGCAGGUGGGCACGAUGUGAAAUGUUUCUGGUCAGUAUAUUGUAGAAAUUAACAGGUGUACCAAAUAAAUUCUAUGCACAUCAAA
Molecule: messenger RNA, 8897 nt
Organism: Cavia porcellus (domestic guinea pig)
Lineage: Eukaryota; Metazoa; Chordata; Mammalia; Rodentia; Caviidae
Gene: Ro60
Product: Ro60, Y RNA binding protein
Exons: 9
Coding region: 338-1954 (538 amino acids)
Cellular component (GO): ribonucleoprotein complex
Molecular function (GO): RNA binding
Source: RefSeq, a predicted model, not a curated record